Cloeon dipterum is the source of this 2162-nucleotide messenger RNA. RefSeq lists its product as uncharacterized. NCBI's taxonomy places the organism in Eukaryota, Metazoa, Arthropoda, Insecta, Ephemeroptera, Baetidae. The transcript has 6 exons. The record is from RefSeq and is a predicted model, not a curated record. Bases 1432 to 2043 code for a protein of 203 amino acids.
CGAGAAGCCGCUGCUGCGAGUCGCGAGUGUGUUGGUCCGCGUGGCGACCCGGAGAGUGGCUCUCUCAACAAAUUGUGAGGGCAGCUGCCCUGAACGUUUUCUUCAGGUCUCGGACUAGAUGUGAGAUCAACUAUAAGGUCCACAGAGCUUGCCGAAUGCUGACUGCUGCGAUAAGAUUAACCGAGUGGCCUCGAAAGCGGAUUUUGGACUUUUCCUCAUACGCCGCCUGUAGCCGCGCAGCAGAGAGGCAGACAUAGGCUUAAUCGUGACCUUGAUCGGAUCACCUAAAUUAUAAUCUGAGGCAGCCGCGCCGAGCCAGAUUCUCUUUUUUCAAUUCACGUGUAUUAUGUUAUGUUAAAAAUAUUCGCCCCGUUAUCUGUUUUGUGAGUUUUUAGUGCAGCAGUCAUGAUAUACAAUAAAUCUCCCUUUACCUUCAUACAUCCUUGACGAGUGGUUAAUUUUCGCAGCAGAUAUUUUUCAUCAGAUCAGUCGCUGCUUGAGGAAAGUGAAGCAAAUAAUAAUUCAAAUUCAAUAAAAUUUAGUGGUAUAUAUACUUACGAAUUUUUAGCUUGCAUCCUCCCUCCGAAAUAAGCUGGAUAAUUUUAAGUGCAGCCAGAUCCACAAGUUUUUCUAAAGAGAACAGCCUUCUCUUCGACAGAGCCAAUAAAUUUGCUUUUGCUGCGUCAUCGGCCAUGAUUAAACAGACUCUUCUGGUGGCAAGGAACGGAGUUGUGGUGGCUGGAUGGGCUAUUCUCAGCCAAUGAUCACGUUUAAACGGUUGUUGGCUCUUUUAAAAAUAUAUUACAAUGAACACCCAAGUAGAAUAAAUACUCAAUUAUAGACUCUGAUACUUACAGGACAAAAUUUGACGAAACUAUCGACCGCGCGCGAUUUGAUGGUUGUUCGACUCAUCUCUGAUCGUGUUUUGUGUUACGCUCAUUAGAUCAAGUUUAAGUUUUGGAAGUUUUGUCAGCUCGCCUCUGAAGGAGGCAGCAUCGUGCAGUCAACUGUUGCUUUUUAGCGGCAAUUUGUGCGUGGGUGUGAAGAAAAAAGUUAGAUAUAUUUAACGCGAAAACCUCAGAUUUGUGAACUUUAUCCUAAAUAAUUAUGAUUUUUCUUUAUUUUAAUGAUUCAAAAAUAGCUAGAAUAAUUAAAAUAGAAACACAUUAAUUCGAUCAUGUUGCGUAAAUUAAUAAUAUAUCAUGUGCCUGAACUUCUUUUCUCACACUUCUUAUCCUGUCAGCUGGUAGAUGGUAGACGUAGAGAGGGGAACAAGGACAAUUUUAUGAAUUUUAUUGACGUUCGCCACCGUGUCAUCCUCCCGAUUUUCGACCACUUUUGUUUUAGGCUGUCGACUGUGAGUGAAUCGAGAAGAGGUUUCGCCGAAUUUGCAUAGCUGUACUCAUCCGCGCAACACAAACUCGACCGGAAAUGGGCAUGGGUGGCAGAAGAAGAGGAAGAAAUUACGGAUGGGGGCUUGCUGGAUUCGUAGAUGGGGUCGUUGGUGCCAUGUGGGUAUCCAGGAGAGUUAUCUGGCUCAGCGCUUCUGACCUGUUUGAUUCCGCGGCUGCGGGCCUCAGGGACAGCAACGGCGCCUGGAUGCUAAAUUUUAGCCUGCCACGCCCUGGCAUCGACUCCUGCCACCUGACAAUGCGCUUCAGCGGCGGUCUUGCUGGUUCGCCUGAACUACUGCUUUACCGCGUGCCACCUGCCCUGGUCGGAGGGGCCGGCGCCGCAACCCUUUUGAAGGACUGCAUUCUUCGGCCUGCUCCCUACAUUUGGUGCAUUUGUCGAAUUGGGACUGCUGUUGUCCAAUAUGGACAUUUUGAGGAAAUAUUUGUGGGCGCUGCUUCCAUGUUUGCUGGCUUUAUGUGUGGCAAUUUUUUCGAAUGGAUUUUCGGUGGAAUUGGUGACUGCAUGUUUUCGCCCCCAUGCACCAAAUCCAGCAUUCUUCUCGGAACGGUGUUCAUCGUCAGCACCAAUCUGGCCUCUUUCUAUGCUGCAGGAAAAGCAGGGAGGAUGAUCAGGGAAAUUCUCGAAUAAGUGUCAGUUUAAUCCAGAAAGAAUAUAUUAAAAAAAUAAAAUUACAAUAGUAUCCAUAUAAUAUUGAUAUUUUCUGUCAAACAAAAAUAAAAUUAUUGUAAUUCAUGCCAACAGGCCGA